This is a messenger RNA of Spinacia oleracea (spinach), 1793 nucleotides long. RefSeq names its product protein IFH1. The record is from RefSeq and is a predicted model, not a curated record. The transcript is spliced from 3 exons. Lineage: Eukaryota; Viridiplantae; Streptophyta; Magnoliopsida; Caryophyllales; Amaranthaceae. Bases 173 to 1585 code for a protein of 470 amino acids.
CAACCGGAUAUACCUAAUAAUUUGUGCCUAACAUCGAAAAAGUUCCCAAAAAAACUCACAAAAAGUGAACCAACCCCAUCAAGAUUCUUCAAUCAAAUCCUCAGAUUCGCAGAUUUUUACGCCAAUUUUCAAUCUCUACUGGAAUUAAUGUGAAAAUCCCACAAUUUUUUUGAUGUCUUGGCUUUCAAUUCCACUCCCAAACCCCUUCAACCCCUUCAAGUCCCUUCAGUUUUCCAAUGAUGAGGAAGAAGAAGAUGAUGAAGAAGAUAACCCCGGAAACGACGCCGUUUCUUCCGGCGUCGGCGUGAAGGAGGAUUUUACGGCGAUCGGGGAAUCAAUUGGGCGGCAAUUUCGCGCGUUUAUUUCGCCGGAAACCUCCAAUUCCUGCGAUGGUGGGUCCCCAUCUUCUAGAACAUUCGAGGGUAUCCGAAGUGACUUGGAAGAAAUAAAGGGUACCUUCAAAUCUUCACUCUCUCUCUUCUCCAGUAACAGGGCUGUCUCUGAGAUUUCCAAACUUGCUUCCAAUUUUCUUCAUUUAAAUGAUGAAGAAAAUGAUGUUAAUCGUGUGAAUAGUAGUAAUAGGAAUCAUAAUGAUGGUGAUAAUCAUGAUCAUGAGGAUGAGGAUGAUGAUGAUGAUGAUGAUGAUGAUGAUGAUGAUGAUGAUGAUGAUGAUGAUGAUGUUGGGGUUAAUGAUGAAGUAAUUGAGUUUGCUCAACAGAUUUCUAACCGCCCUGAACUUUGGACUGAAUUUCCUUUAUCACUCGAUCAUGAGUUUGAUAUGUCUGAAGUUCAGUACGAGCAUGCCUCAACUGUUGAGCGGUUGGUUCCAAGUCUGGCUGGUCUCAAAAGCCGAAUUAGCAGGGACAAGAGCGAGAAGCAGUUUUGGAUGAUAUAUUUUAUUUUGUUGCUUCCAAGGUUAAAUGAGGAGGACCUGGAGCUUUUAUCGACUCCUGAUAUUGUUGAAGCAAGAGAGACACUGUUGAUGAUGCUUCGAGCUAAGAAGAGCGAUGACAUCAAUUAUGACAAUCUCCAAUCGGGUAGCUCCUCUGAUUUGGACAAUGAAGGUCAUGAAACACGAAUAGACAAUAGCCAAUCUGUGAAAAAUGUAACAACAUCUGAGGAUCCAAGUACAUCAAAAUGUGUCGAGGGUAAUGAGUGUAGCAACAUCAAAAAGAUUCUAGAGACAGGGGAUGGGAUCAAAUUUUCUUCUACUGAUCCUAACCAAUCAGAUGCUAAGCAUGAAAAUUCAAAUGUAAGUGUUGUAACUGAAGAGCAUGGAAUAAAUGACAAUGGGAAAGAAAAAGAAAAAUCAGUUACUAAAGGAACUUCUGGUGAUGCUCCAAAGAAAUUUCAAAGUGAAGAUGAUGUCUCUUUCAGUGAUCUUGAAGACGAUGAUAGUGAUCUCCCUAACAGACAUUCAAGGUCAGGGCCAUCACAGUUAACGGGAAGUUCAUCACCUGAAGGGUCCAGUGAUUGGGGUCGAUUGAAUAAAAAUGUGGAAGCCAAGGUAUCAAGCUUGCGUGAAAGAGACUCGGAGGGUGAGGACUCGGCUGGCUGGCUUACAGUCGAUGAUUUCGACACUUGAUAGUUUGGCCAACGUUCUUAAAAUUACUGGAUCCUUGUAAAGCCUUGAAUUGUUUUCUCCCCGUCUUUUUUUUUUUUUUUUUUUUUUUUCCCGGUUUUAUAUCUGUGCGGUGGUGUUUGAAACAUUGGUCCCUAAAAGAUCCUUGGUUACAUAAAUCAAAGAUGAAGAAAUGAUAUAUGCCCAUGUCACUGUUUUGCACUUUUGCUGA